This is a messenger RNA of Acanthoscelides obtectus, 270 nucleotides long. Lineage: Eukaryota; Metazoa; Arthropoda; Insecta; Coleoptera; Chrysomelidae. The record is from the annotation of a GenBank genome assembly.
AUGUUAUUUUGUUUGCUGCCUAAUGCUACUCACAUACUCCAACCCUGUGACGUCGCGGUGUUCAAAGCUUUGAAAGUAGCCUGGAAAGAUGUUGUUAUGAGGCAAAAACAGGAUUCGCAAAAGUCUAUCACAAAAACCAACUUUGCACCUCUAUUUAAAAAUGCUUUUGAUAAAGCCAUCAAACCUGAAACAAUAAUGGCUGGAUUUCGAGUAACCGGUUUAUUUCCUUUUGACCCAAAUGAGAGGAAACUGAUCAAUUUGAAUCACUAA